GUUGAUAGGACUUCUUAUGAACAAUUAAAUAAUCAUGACUGUGUGGAAAUAUUAGAAAUAAUGGUCUGGUUGACGUCGUGACGUAAAAAUGCCGUCGCAACCAGGAAGUGACGUCGCGGCGCUCCGUCAGAUUGUGUUGAUGUUUUGUGAGUGGACGGCCGGAGAACGGGAAGAGGGAAUCAGUUUGUUUUUGUUCAACUAAACCGUCGAAAAGAGGCCGAGUCGGCUUUUCUGUCGCCCGCUGCGGGUCGGUAAGAUCCUUAGGUCGGUGAUUGGAGUGGAGCGGCCAGGCCGGAGGACGAACACACCGAAACAUUUGAUCUAGAAGGGGAGGACUCGUCCCCCUCGGACCCCCUCCUCCCUCACACACAGACACCAUGACGAUCCUCCCGAAGAAGAAGCCCAGCUCUGGGGUCGGAGUCUCCGACCACGCUGAUGACAGCGACCGUCGGAGCGGCUCCGACCCGCACCAGCACCCGCACCCUCACCCACACGCAGGGCGGACCGGAGCCCGGCCGAGGGCUUCUCCUCCGCCUUGGUCCUACCAGCCCGCUCCGCCCUCCGCUCGGGACGACAGGCGGAGCAUCGAGGCGAGCUCCCGGCCGCAGCAGGCCUCUCCACCGCCCGUCGGCUCUGUGUCCCCGGUAGGGCCGGGCGACGGCCGGGACAGCACGGGCGGUAUGGUGGCCGGGCCCCGCGGAGAGCUCGUCGUGUCGGCUGGCGUCGUCGGUUGCGGCGGAGGCAUCGGCAGCUGCUGCUCCGGGCCCGGGCUCAGCAAGAGGCGGCGGCAGGCAGGCACCUGCUCCGGCGGGGUGGUGGCGGCUCUGGCCGGCGGAGGCCAGCCGGGGGGGACUGGACCGGGAGGAGUCGGGUCCAGCCAGGACACUGAGGAAGGAGCCGGGAACAACAGCGAGGACGAGUACGAGAACGCCGCCCGGCUGCAGUCCAUGGACCCGGCGACAGUGGAGCAGCAGGAGCACUGGUUCGAAAAAGCUCUAAGGGAAAAGAAAGGCUUCGUCAUCAAGAAGAUGAAGGAGGACGGAGCGUGUCUGUUCAGAGCCGUCGCUGACCAGGUGUACGGGGAUCAGGACAUGCAUGAGGUGGUGAGGAAACACUGUAUGGACUACUUGAUGAAGAACGCCGAUUAUUUCUCCAACUACGUGACGGAGGACUUCACCACAUACAUCAACAGGAAGAGGAAAAACAACUGCCACGGCAACCACAUCGAGAUGCAGGCAAUGGCCGAGAUGUACAACAGACCAGUGGAAGUGUACCAGUACAGCACAGAGCCAAUCAACACGUUCCAUGGCAUCCACCAGAACAACGACGAGCCAAUCAGAGUGAGCUACCACCGCAACAUCCACUACAACUCUGUGGUGAACCCCAACAAGGCUACGAUCGGAGUCGGACUGGGACUGCCCGCCUUCAAACCCGGGACAUGUAUUGGCACCCCUCCCCAGUACGCAGAGCAGUCAUUGAUGAAGUCGGCUAUCAAGACGUCGGAGGAGUCGUGGAUCGAGCAGCAGAUGUUGGAGGACAAGAAGAGAGCGACGGACUGGGAGGCAACCAACGAGGCCAUCGAGGAGCAGGUGGCCCGAGAGUCCUAUCUGCAGUGGCUCCAGGACCAGGAGAAACAGGCCAGACAGCCCCGUAAAGCAAGUGCCACCUGCAGCUCGGCGACAGCAGCAGCCUCCAGCGGACUCGACGAUUGGAGCGCCCGGUCGCCGCGGCAACGGGACUCGGACCCCUCCCACUCCCACUCCCACCCAGAGCUGCAGACUGCCCCACCGACCAACAACAAGCCCCCCUCUCCCGCUGGGGCCGCCCUCAUCCUGAGCAAACCUCCCUCCCCCUGCGCGCCAGGUCCCAGUAAUCAGAGUCGUCAUCACCUGGAGUACAGAGCCAUCAUGCAGGAGAUGUCCCCUACAGCGUUUGGUCUGACAGACUGGGAGGAUGAUGAGAUUCUGGCGUCGGUGCUCGCCGUUUCUCAGCAGGAGUACCUGGACAGCAUGAAACACCAGAGCGGCAGCACCAUGCACCGAGAGCGAGAGCCGUCACCUGACAGCAGCUGAUAGCCGGCCCACACACAACACCAACAACAACACACACACACACACACACACACAAAACGAUGACCUUUGACCUCCCCUCCUCCUGACCCCCCCCCCCCCCCCCCCCCCCCUCCCUCACCUCUGACCACAGAAGGAGAUCAUCGACCAGGGAAAAAAAUUAAACAAAGAAAUGCACACUCGUUUUUUUCUGCAGAUGUUUCAACUCAUCGGUUCAUCUCUCGUCUUCCUCCUCCUCUCUGUCUCCUUUCUCCCAUAAUCCUUUGCUCCUUCCAGCCAAUAGUGAUCGCCAUUACCCCCCCCUCACUCCCCUUCCCCCCCAUCAGAUGGAGCUCAGUCUUAACGCUGAUUUGGGAUCAGUUGUGAUUUAAUAUUUAAUUUGAAAUUCAUCACCAGUUUGACUUUUAAUAUUUGGUUUGUAGCAGGUUGUUAGCUCUGCGGCUAUCAGGGCCAUUGGUUUCAGUGAGGAAUGCUAAUCAGAAGUGUAGAAGCUACGUCAGCGAGCGAGAGAGCGCCACCUCAAGUCUUACCCUGUAUUUACCGCUCGCUCCCGCAGGUCUCCAGCUCUCUAACACGGCUAACGUUUACCUUCCAGCAUCGUCUGGGAAAUAAAACCUGCAGUUGCACCGCUGACCUCACCUCCUCUCUUUUUCUCCUCAUCGUCUUCCUCCUCCUCCUCCUCCUCUUCCUCACCUCUAUCAUCACCGCCAUCAUCAUCAUCAUCAUCGGACUUAUUUAGCUGCAUGUUUAAUCGACCACGACCAAUAUCAUCAUAGAGAAAAAGCGACAAAUAAAAAAAGGAGAGAUAAAAAAAAUUUUGAGAAUUGUCAUACUUAUCCUCUUAAUGAUUGAUUAUUGUUGUUAUUAUUAAUAAUAUAAGUUUGUUUUAUUUUAUUUUAUCGUUUGGGAUGAAAAGACCUUUUUUUCUUGGAAUAAAAAGAGGAAAAUGUUUCUGAAAAAAAA
Molecule: messenger RNA, 3032 nt
Organism: Centropristis striata (black sea bass)
Lineage: Eukaryota; Metazoa; Chordata; Actinopteri; Perciformes; Serranidae
Gene: otud5a
Product: OTU deubiquitinase 5a
Exons: 9
Coding region: 378-2072 (564 amino acids)
Biological process (GO): protein deubiquitination
Molecular function (GO): cysteine-type deubiquitinase activity; K63-linked deubiquitinase activity
Source: RefSeq, a predicted model, not a curated record